Molecule: messenger RNA, 758 nt
Organism: Daphnia pulicaria
Lineage: Eukaryota; Metazoa; Arthropoda; Branchiopoda; Diplostraca; Daphniidae
Product: neuropilin and tolloid-like protein 2
Exons: 2
Coding region: 270-665 (131 amino acids)
Source: RefSeq, a predicted model, not a curated record
ACUCAUCACCAUUACAUGCUUUUUAUUCGAGGACGUCAUUUAAAAAAGCAAUCCUCCCGCGCUAGCAGUUACGUAGUUAAGUUAGUGAAUUUUUUUUUUCAUUUUGGAGACGGUGGUAAAACCUCUAGUGAAAAUGACAGCUUUGAUCAAAGUAAAGUUCCAUUUCAAGGAUUUUUCUAGAUAUUUUGAAUUUUGAUUUUCACCAUGACAACCUUUUGCGGUUUUGCCUAUGUUCGUCUGCUAGUUAACAAUCUGACAACUGACAAUGCAUGUAUUUGAAUUGCGUUGAACUUUUUUUAGGCGAUUGUGGAUCGUGUAAAAAUGUGACAGAGGAUGGCGGGAUAUUUGAAUCUCCGAAUUUCCCGGACGAAUACAGCUCCAAUUUGUGUUGCCUCUUUACAAUCAAUGCACCUCCGGAAAAGAAAAUUAAUCUGACUUUUACCGAAGUUUCCGUCAAAGAGUGCUGUGAUUUUAUAACCGUAUUCGACGGAUUCGCCAAUCCGCUUCGGGUUAGUCUAAAUGGUUACGAUAGUCCAGCGGAUGUGAUCUCACCGUCCAGUCAAAUGGCGGUAAAGUUUUCUUCGAAUGAUGAAAAUAUUACAGAAUUUGAUGCAACUAAAUUAAGACCUGUGUCGAGAUGGCAAGCGACAUUUACCUUCGUAUGAAAUUGAAAAAUGUUGAAUUUUUACUUUGUGAUCGACUACGUAAUCCUAUUAAUUAAUUUUUAAAAAAUGUAAAAUAAAAGUGUUUUCAGUGAA